GUACUGCCAUGGGGAACCGCUAAGCCAAAAUUUGGCGGACCGCUACAAUUGGUGGCGUUUUCGUGUUCGCUAGUUAGGUCUCGCUGCAUUUGGCUGGACGAGGUUCGUAUUGCGCAUAGGCCGGCGGCGUAGCUCCAUAGCUCCUCAAUGUGGCAGAUUUCUUGGCUCCUUGGAGCCGCGAGGGCGCUGCUAGGGUCUCUUUGAGCGGCUGCUUCGAGUGAUCGUCUCGGAUCUGGUGGCUUUGGAAGCAUUGUGGCAAUGUGGAGCGGUGUGGGGGUGAUCUAGAGGCAGGGGUUUGGCCGCGGCGCCGCGCCGAGUGAGAAUGCGCGGGAUGAGAAGCGCGGUGAGGUGAUUCUCCUGCCCGGCGCUGCGCAUCGCGAGUGGCAAUGGAAGGUGUGAAACGAGGUCCAAAUCCGGAGCUUUGGCAUGCCUGUGCUGGGCCGCUCGUCUCUCUGCCCUCUGUUGGGACUCGAGUGGUCUACUUCCCCCAAGGCCACAGCGAACAGGUGGCUGCCUCGACCCAGAAGGAGGCCGAUGCCGACAUUCCUAGCUAUCCCAAUCUUCCGCCCCAUCUCGUUUGUCAACUCCACAACAUCACUCUCCAUGCUGAUACCGAGACGGAUGAAGUGUAUGCCCAGAUGACUCUUCAGCCUAUGAAUGCUCAAGAGAAGGAUUCGUUCAUGGUGUCUGACUUGGGCAGACAGAACCGGCAGCCGUCGGAGUAUUUUUGUAAAACGCUGACAGCAAGUGACACAAGUACACACGGCGGGUUUUCUAUCCCUCGUAGGGCCGCCGAGAAAGUGUUCCCCCCUCUGGACUUUUCCCAGCAACCUCCGGCCCAGGAGAUUGUUGCGAGGGAUUUACACGACACGGAAUGGCGCUUCAGACACAUCUAUCGAGGCCAGCCACGGCGGCACCUUCUUACGACGGGAUGGAGCGUUUUUGUCAGCGCCAAGCGCCUGCAAACUGGCGACGCUGUUCUCUUCAUAAGGGACGAGAAGGGGCAACUUCUUCUUGGAAUAAGGCGUGCAAACCGGCAGCAAGCAUCCAUGCCACUGUCGCUGCUGUCAACUGAUAGCAUGUAUAUUGGUAUUCUUGCGGCCGCAGCGCACGCGAAUUCUACGAGCAGUCGAUUUACUAUAUUCUACAAUCCCAGAGCUAGCCCAUCAGAAUUUGUGAUCCCUUUGUCAAAGUACUACAAUGCAGUAUAUAACAACAUGCAAGUCUCUCCAGGCAUGAGGUUUCGAAUGCAAUUCGAGACUGAGGAGUCUGGAAUCCGAAGGCACACAGGUACGAUUGUUGGUUCCGGUGAUCUGGAUCCAGUGCGAUGGCCGAAUUCUCAUUGGCGCUCAUUAAAGGUUGAGUGGGACGAGCCUGCCGCUGGCGAAAAGCAGCAACGCAUAUCCCUUUGGGAGAUAGAACCCGCUUCAACACCAUACCUCGUCUGUUCUCCGUCUUUCACUUUUCGAUCCAAAAGGCCGUGGUCCCAGGCGUUGGGGCCCAAUCCAAUAGCAAGAGAAGUUGAAGCUGUGGACGCAGGAAAAUGGAUCAAAAGCGAAGGUUUGGAAAAGAACCUGUCAUGGAACAUGUACUCGGAGCAACUCAUGCAGCUCCAUCAACGGCCGGACUCUGCCGCGUCAGGGGCGAGGUCGGACUUUUUUCGUCCCGAUGACUGCAGCCGGGUUCAAGACGCAACGCAUUCGCAAACGCCGAAAGGUUUGCCCAUGCAGCAGAUUCACAUGAAAGGCCAGCAGCAGCAGCAUACGCAACUACUGUCUGCGUUACCCCAACAGCAACAAGCUCACGAGUAUAACUGCCAUCAGCAUCAGCAGCAGCAGCAACAGCAGCAGCAGGUUGUUCAACUCUCGCAACAAUCGUCCGAGUCUGCAUUGCAUCUCUCAAGUGGGCCUCAAUCCCUGAAGCAGCGUGGGGACUCCAGUGAUAUUGCCUUGAGCUCCUAUGGAAGAUCUUACCAGAGCAGUAUGCUGGAACAACAGUACGCAAGAAACAUAGGCGGUGAGCAAGAAGCCAUCCAAAUCAAGGAUACUCACGGCUGGUACGUGGGAGAGAAGGAUUUUCCUACAGAACAGCCACUGCAGUUCGGACAUUUGGACGGAUACUCUGGCAGUGGGGCCGUGUUCUCUAUUAAUGACAUUGAGCAAGGUGUAACGGCCGGUUUAACUUUCAAGGAUGCUCAGCAGCAGCAGGAGCAAGAUACGUUGCCUCUAGAUUCCAGGAGUCAUCUCCUCUUUGGGGUCAGCAUAGAGCCCGAAUGCAUUACUCCUUCGAGCCAGGGGCCGAAAUCGAAGGAUGGUCAGCAACGAGUUCUCAGUUCGACUGCUUCUGAUCUCCACUUGAGCUCAGACAACGGCACCUUGGAAGAACCUGCGUACUUACAGAGAAGUUCUAGCGCGCAGCACAUGUUGCCGAGAACAUUCACCAAGGUGUAUAAGACAGGCUCUGUCGGAAGGUCUCUGGACUUAACACGUCUGAACUGUUACGAUGGGCUGAGAAGUGAGCUGGCUCGAAUGUUUGGACUUGAGGGACAGCUUGAAGACCCGCACCGAUCAGGCUGGCAGCUCGUGUUCGUGGACAACGAAAACGAUGUUUUGCUCGUUGGCGACGAUCCUUGGGAGGAAUUUGUGAGCUGCGUCCGGUGCAUCAAAAUCAUGUCUCCCGCGGAGCUGAGUCACAUGAACCAAGAGCAGCUGAAUGCCAUACAGGCUCGAACGAAUGAAGAGUUUACAGAACAGGAUGCCAAUCCCGGCGUGGAAGUUGAGGAGUUUUAGAUCAACCUCAAGCUGGUGGUUCCAUCGCCAUCGUGAUCAUCACCUUCACCAAGUAGGCAACACCGCGAGCUCGCUUCUCGCGUUGUGUCUGUCCCACACAUCAAGAAGCUAGCCGCAGCAAAAACACCGCUUCAGGCCAGCUCUACUAAUACUCUAAAAGCAAGCCGGAGGUACUGUCUUUACCGCUACUCCCUUUGUAAUUUGGUUGUGGAUUGCUUGUGCUAGCUAGAGAGGUCUUAGCUUCUGUGUACAUAUUAUAUCUAGGUGUGUGGAUGGAUGCAUAGCUAUUCAGUAACAUAUUAACUAGUAGCUAAAGGCAGGGAUUGCAAGCGAAUGGUCCUAUUGCCUGGGUGUUGUUUUUCUCACUGACAAUUUUGUAUACAAGUUCUUGGUUUA
Molecule: messenger RNA, 3185 nt
Organism: Selaginella moellendorffii
Lineage: Eukaryota; Viridiplantae; Streptophyta; Lycopodiopsida; Selaginellales; Selaginellaceae
Product: auxin response factor 16
Exons: 15
Coding region: 387-2789 (800 amino acids)
Biological process (GO): response to hormone; regulation of DNA-templated transcription
Cellular component (GO): nucleus
Molecular function (GO): protein binding; DNA binding
Source: RefSeq, a predicted model, not a curated record